CGGAAGGUCACCCCGGAGCAGGCCCUUGCUGGACACAGGCAGCCACGUCUAGGCCGCUCUACCUCAUCUUGGAUGACAAUUUUUAUUAUCGGAGCAUGAGAUACGAGGUGUACCAGCUGGCUCGCAAAUAUUCCUUGAGCUUCUGUCAGUUAUUUUUAGAGUGUCCACUUGAAUGCUGCUUGCAGAGAAAUCGUCUAAGAAGUCAUCCGUUACCUGACCAGACAAUAUGUUUAAUGGCAAGAAAAAUAGAAAUGCCAGAUCUCAAGAAAAACACUUGGGAACAGAACAGCCUCAUUCUGAAAAGUUUUGAUUGCACUUCAGAGGAUAAUGAGCAGAUAAUUAGUUUGCUGGCCACUGCUUUGGAAAAUCCAGUGAAGCAGAACGAGGAAGAUGCUGAGCAAAAGGAAGCGGAUCGAGCAAUCUGUGCAGCCAGCACUGCCCAUCAGGCCGAUCAGACAUGCAGGCGCAUCAUCUCUCAGGCAAUGAAGGACGCAAAAGAUAAAAAUGUGCUCCCAAGUGAGAUGAAGGGCCUGGCAGAAGAACUCAACAAACUCAAAGCACAAUUUUUGGAAGACUUGCGGCAAGGAAAGGAUUUGAAAAACCAAAUUUGCAUACAAAAUGAAUAUUCUGACCCUGCUACAAGUGUAAUUUCUUCAUUCCAAGAGGAGGCAACCAAUGUAGUUAAUAAAUAUAUUUUAAAAUAA
This is a messenger RNA of Fulmarus glacialis (Northern fulmar), 704 nucleotides long. It is a transcript of the gene PSTK, whose product is annotated as phosphoseryl-tRNA kinase. The annotation marks the transcript as partial. Gene Ontology annotation, molecular function: tRNA binding; kinase activity. The transcript has 5 exons. The record is from RefSeq and is a predicted model, not a curated record. Lineage: Eukaryota; Metazoa; Chordata; Aves; Procellariiformes; Procellariidae.